CAUAUUUUCAUGUUUUGUAGUCAAUAAAAAUGGCAUCUCAAUCUCAACCAUCUAAUUCGGAUCCUUUCAAGAUCCAAACCAUGACCUUAAACUCCAAUGGAUCUCUAAUCCGACCCACCUUUCCAACCACACCGGCCACCCCUGAACUCAUCGGCGACUCGCAACUCACCCUCUCUAAAGACAUCCCAUUAAACCCCACAACCUCCACCUUCAUCCGCCUCUAUCGACCCGUCUCACCGUACACAGGAAAACUCCCCAUCAUCAUCUACUUUCACGGUGGCGGUUUCAUCUACGCCAGCGCUACCAGCACUUCCAUACACCUUACUUGCUCCAACAUAUCUGCUAACUCUCCGGCGUUUGUUGUAUCCGUCGAAUACCGCCUUGCCCCUGAACACCGUCUCCCUGCGGCGUAUGACGACGGUAUGGAUGCAAUCCGGUGGGUGUGUGACCAGGCGAAGAAGUCAAAAGUCAACGGUUGCGAUGACUGGUUGACUGAUGUUGUUGACUUUUCUAAAGUGUACUUAAUGGGAACUAGUGCUGGAGGAAACCUAGUGUACAACGCGGUUCUACGUGCACUUGAUCUUGAUCUUGAACCUGUUAUGAUCGAAGGGCUUAUAUUUGACCAACCUUUUCUUGGUGGGGUCGAGCGUACCAAAGGGGAAAUCGGUGUGGUAGAUGAGCGAAGUUUGAGUUUGGCGGCAACUGAUCUCAUGUGGUCUAUGGCUUUGCCGUUAGGGUGUAACAGAGACCACGAGUAUUGUAAUCUGGUCGGCGGGCAACCUGAUGAAAAGAUUGAACGACUUCCAGCGUGCUUGAUCAGAGUGAACGGUGGGGAUUUAAUGGUUGAUAGACAAAAGGAUUUUGCUAAGUUGUUGGAGGCACGCGGUGUGCAGGUGACGAGAAAGUUUUAUGAGGGAGGGUACCAUGGUGUCGAGGUCUUCGAUCCAGAAAAAGCGCGAAUCUUGUACGAUGAUGUUAAGAAUUUUGUUUUGAAGUGAAUCGGAAAAGAUUUUCCAAUAAAUGACAAGUUUUAAUAUAUUUAUUCCAAUAAAAAAUGUAAUUUUCUGCUAAGAGUUAUAAAAAUUAGGGUUGAUUGUGUUUGAUACAUGUUUUAUGGUUUUGUUUUCUUAUUGAAAUGUAAGUUCCAAGUUCCAUUUA
Helianthus annuus (common sunflower) is the source of this 1158-nucleotide messenger RNA. Its product is annotated as probable carboxylesterase 8. Gene Ontology annotation, molecular function: hydrolase activity. The transcript is spliced from 2 exons. The coding region runs from base 30 to 998 and encodes 322 amino acids. Lineage: Eukaryota; Viridiplantae; Streptophyta; Magnoliopsida; Asterales; Asteraceae. The record is from RefSeq and is a predicted model, not a curated record.